Wasmannia auropunctata (little fire ant) is the source of this 1496-nucleotide messenger RNA. Its product is annotated as ATP-binding cassette sub-family G member 4-like. The record is from RefSeq and is a predicted model, not a curated record. The transcript has 9 exons. Gene Ontology annotation, cellular component: plasma membrane. NCBI's taxonomy places the organism in Eukaryota, Metazoa, Arthropoda, Insecta, Hymenoptera, Formicidae. Bases 1 to 1272 code for a protein of 423 amino acids. Gene Ontology annotation, molecular function: ABC-type transporter activity.
AUGGAAGUUGCAAAAAGGAAAAUUAUUGAACAACAAGAAGUUGAGAAAGAAGAAAAGAAAAAGCAAGCAAACUGUACUGUGGUUUGUGCGAUACAUCAACCCAGCAGUCAAAUGAUUUCGCUCUUUGAUGACAUUAUGGUACUCGAUCGAGGCAGAUGUAUGUACUGCGGACCAAAGAGCGAAAUCUUAAACACGUACAGCAUUGCUGGGUUUACGUGUCCCAGUUUCUAUAAUAUAGCCGAAUUUGUGCUUGAAGUAAUAACCGAACAGAGGGGAGAUUUAGAAAAUCUAUACAAGAUUUGUCGUGAUGAAUACGAAAAAUUCAGAUCACGCAAUGAACAUAAUAAAAAUGAAUUGGAUCUAUCUAUUGAAUCCAAACAGAAAAGUGAAAUAGAUGAUAGAGAUACAUAUAUAAAUAGCGUAAUAAUAAAGAAAAAAUCGAUGUGGGAACAGCAAAAAGUUUUAUUUUUACGAGCUUUAAUUUGCAUCAAGCGAGAUAAUACCUUGACAAAACUAAGAUUAGCGAUGAACAUCAUAAUCUCGCUAUUGUCAGGAAUAGUUUAUUAUAAUUUCGGCGACGACGCGGAAAAAAUAUUCAGCAACGUUGCUCACCUAUUUUCCUUUCUAAUAUUUUUAUAUCUAUCGAACGCCGUAUUGACAGUGUUAUUAAUUCCCACGGAAGUGGCAGUAUUCCUGCAGGAACAUUUAAAUAAUUGGUACUCUUUUAGGUCUUAUUACAGCGUGAAAAUAUUAACGGAUCUCCCGGUGCAAAUACUUUGCACCUCAUUUUUUGUAUUUAUAUCAUACUAUAUGACAGGACAGCCAAUGGAAUUUGAUAGAAUUUUAGGAGUAUGGGGCAUUUGCCUGUUACUUACGAUUCUUGGACAAACGGUCGGAAUGUUUGUAGGCACAGUUUUUGGCGCUGAGAUAGGUGUAUUUUUAAUUCCGGCAACCGCUAUACCAUUUUUUCUAUUCUCUGGAUUUUUCGUGAAAAUUGAAGAAAUGUCGACAUAUUUGCAGCCUUUAGGCUAUUUGAGCUUUAUCAGAUACGCGUUUGAAGGUUUAAUACAGGCAGUCUAUCUUGACAGAUCAAAACUGUCAUGCUCGGAAGUUUACUGUCACUGGCGUUCGCCAAACAAGAUUCUCUCAUUGAUGGGCAUACCAACAGUGCCAUUCCACGUAACUCUGAUAAUACUUGGCUGUUGGAUACUGUGUUUACACGUGAUCACCUAUGCAGUACUUUGUUGGAAAAUUUAUUAUGCAAAAAAAUGACUUACUUAAUAUUUAUCUCAAACGAGAGAGUGUUUUUAUAUGUUUUAAGCAAAAAUUAUCUCUAGUGUAAGUAAUCUUUUUGCAACACUGGGCAAAAUUUUAAGAGAAAUAAUAGGAUCAGAAGUGUAUAAGCAGUACAAAUUUUUUAUAGCAAAUAUAUAACAGGUUUAAUUAUAGUAACAAUAUUCUUUAUAAGUGUUAUUAGCAUAUAAAUAAGCGUCAAC